AUGGAGAAACACUACAUGGACUCGAAAGUUAAAGGAGUCAGCACAGGGACCACCAUCCUGGCUGCCAUCUUUGAUGGAGGGGUCGUGAUUGGUUCAGAUUCCAGAGCUUCAAUCGGAGGGGAAUAUGUAUCAUCAAAGACCAUCAACAAGGUGGUCCAGGUGCACGACCGUAUCUUCUGCUGCAUGGCAGGCUCACUUGCAGAUGCUCAGGCCGUCACUAAAACUGCAAAGUUUCACCUGUCCUUCCACGGCGUUCAGAUGGAGAGUCCUCCUCUGGUGAUCGCAGCAGCAUCCGUCCUGAGGGAACUGUGUUACACAAACAAAGAGGAGCUGCAGGCCGGCUUCAUCACAGCCGGCUGGGACAGGAAGAAAGGACCACAGGUGUAUGUUGUGUCUCUGGGUGGGAUGUUGGUCAGUCAACCUGUCACGAUCGGAGGCUCAGGAAGCACCUACAUCUACGGCUACGUUGAUGCUAAAUACAAACCCAACAUGACCAGAGAGGAAUGUCAGCAGUUUGCAACCAACGCUCUGGCCUUGGCCAUGGGCAGGGACAACGUCAGUGGAGGGGUUGCUCACCUGGUGGUGAUCACAGAAAAAGGGGUGGAGCAUGUGGUUGUACCUGGAGACAAGCUGCCAAGAUUCAAUGAUGAAUGA
Molecule: messenger RNA, 654 nt
Organism: Nematolebias whitei (Rio pearlfish)
Lineage: Eukaryota; Metazoa; Chordata; Actinopteri; Cyprinodontiformes; Rivulidae
Gene: psmb12
Product: proteasome 20S subunit beta 12
Exons: 6
Coding region: 1-654 (217 amino acids)
Cellular component (GO): proteasome core complex
Molecular function (GO): threonine-type endopeptidase activity
Source: RefSeq, a predicted model, not a curated record